Messenger RNA from Ophidiomyces ophidiicola, 744 nucleotides. RefSeq lists its product as uncharacterized. The coding region runs from base 1 to 744 and encodes 247 amino acids. NCBI's taxonomy places the organism in Eukaryota, Fungi, Ascomycota, Eurotiomycetes, Onygenales, Onygenaceae. The record is from RefSeq and is a predicted model, not a curated record. The transcript has a single exon.
AUGGCUCCAGCCCCUUCCUCAUACCCGAAUUCUAGGUUCGGUUCACCAGAGAACAACAACAACGCAGCUGGUGACCUACGACACCGGCGGGCUAAUAGGGGUGGCUCAUUCCGCCCACCUGCGUUGGUGCCUGCCCUUGUUCAGGGGAACCUUAUUACUUUGAACAAAACAUACCCCAAGGAACUGGAUAGUCUCAGCCAAUACCCAGACGAUAGAGUCUCAGGCACACCUACAACAAUUCAGUGGCCAGAUCAUGCUUUUAACAAUUCGGACAUCUCACCCUGCGGCCAAAGCCUUUUUGAGCUUUUUCACCCUGACGAAUCAACCGAGAGGUAUCGGUUAUCAAGAAACGCCACGGAAGGCCGACCUAAUAGGCAUCGAUGUUCUCAAGCCAUAUUUUGCCGCCUCCGAAUUUCAAAUCUUGAUUAUAGUCGAAUUUUAGCCACUAAACUUGUUGCACAAGCCAGGUCAGCCCGUCUCCCAAUACGUCCGCAUACGGGUGACGACUUCAACGAAUUCCGGAGGCUCCAAAGGCUGUCUGAAAGCGUGGCGCACAUACUUUUGAAGGCCGAGAGAAGAUAUAUCGAACAUUAUGCUCAGACGAUCAAGGAGAGGCUUUCAGAGCAGCGUCUUGUGGCAUUGAUGCAUAAAGGCCUUGAUAACGUUGUAAAUGAUAUACAAACCGCUGGAUUCUGGACAACUGAAAAUUCUUGGUUGGCGCGCGGUGGUUGCCUUCAAAGUUAG